Molecule: messenger RNA, 2131 nt
Organism: Eriocheir sinensis (Chinese mitten crab)
Lineage: Eukaryota; Metazoa; Arthropoda; Malacostraca; Decapoda; Varunidae
Gene: Pkc53E
Product: protein kinase C, brain isozyme-like
Exons: 14
Coding region: 73-2121 (682 amino acids)
Biological process (GO): protein phosphorylation
Molecular function (GO): ATP binding; zinc ion binding; diacylglycerol-dependent serine/threonine kinase activity
Source: RefSeq, a predicted model, not a curated record
GCGAGCGAGGGUGUCAGUGCUGAGCGGGGAGUGAGGACGUGAGGUACCGCUGAGCAGGCCGCUGACGGGACCAUGACGGACGAACAGCAACAGCAGGAUGAGGAGAACAACCCUGGGGCGGGGGAUAUGAAGACCGCGUUCGCCACUGGGCAGCGCGGCAGGAAGGGCGCCCUCAAGAAGAAAAACGUCUUCAUCAUCAACGAUCACAAGUUCAUCCCCAGGUUCUUCAAGCAGCCAACCUUCUGUAGCCACUGCAAGGACUUCAUCUGGGGGUUCGGCAAGCAGGGUUACCAGUGUCAAAUCUGCAGUUUCGUGGUCCACAAGAGAUGCCACGAGUUCGUCACAUUCAAGUGCCCUGGGAAGGACAAGGGUGCCGAUUCUGACCAAACCGAUCAUUUGAACCAUGCGUGGGAGGAGGCAACCUACACCACGCCCACCUUCUGCGACCACUGCGGCUCCAUGAUGCACGGCGUACGCGGCCAGGGCAUGAAGUGCAAGACGUGCAACAUGAACGUCCACAAGCGGUGCACGGAGAGCGUUCCAAACCUCUGCGGAUGCGACCACACGGAGCGACGCGGACGAGUGGAGAUCAAGAUUACCUGCGUGGGCAACAAGCUGACCGUCGAGAUUCUGAGCGCCAAGAACCUGAUUCCCAUGGACCCUAACGGCCUGUCCGAUCCCUACAUCAAACUCAAGCUCAUCCCGGGCACCGACAACAUGAAGAUGAAAACCAAGACCAUCAAGGCGACCCUCAACCCUGUAUGGAACGAGACCCUGACCUGCGAACUUAAGCCUGAGGAUAAGGACCGUCGGCUGCUGGUGGAGUGCUGGGAUUGGGACAGGACCUCGAGGAACGACUUCAUGGGUUCAAUGUCCUUCGGUAUCAGUGAGAUCAUCAAGUCUCCGGUCAUCGGCUGGUACAAGUUUCUGACGGAGGAGGAGGGCGAGUACUACAACGUACCCUGCCCUCCCGAAGGCGCGGACAUCACGGUGCUCAAGGAGAAGUUCAGGAAGACAUCAAUCACCAAGAAGACCGCUUCCGCCACAGACAACCACAUACCACAUAACAUGAACAAAAGGGACAUCAUACGCGCUACGGACUUCAACUAUCUCAUGGUGCUCGGGAAGGGGUCGUUUGGCAAGGUCCUGCUGGCCGAACGAAAGGGCACGGAUGAGUUGUACGCCAUCAAGAUUCUGAAGAAGGACAUCAUUAUCCAGGACGACGAUGUAGAAUGCACCAUGAUCGAGAAGAGGGUCCUGGCGCUGGCAAAUAAGCCGCCAUUCCUUGUGCAACUCCAUUCCUGCUUCCAGACUAUGGACCGGCUGUACUUCGUCAUGGAAUACGUGAAUGGCGGUGACCUCAUGUUCCAAAUUCAACAGUGCGGAAAAUUCAAGGAACCCGUCGCUGUGUUUUACGCAGCAGAGAUCGCCAUCGGACUGUUCUAUCUCCACUCGCGAAGCAUCGUCUACCGCGACCUCAAGCUGGACAACGUUCUGCUCGACCAGGACGGCCACAUCAAGAUCGCUGACUUCGGGAUGUGCAAGGAGGGCAUCUCGGGCGACAGGACCACCAAGACCUUCUGCGGAACGCCUGACUAUAUCGCCCCUGAGAUCAUCCUGUACCAGCCAUACGGGAAGAGCGUGGACUGGUGGGCAUAUGGUGUCCUGCUGUACGAGAUGCUGGUCGGUCAGCCUCCCUUCGACGGUGAGGAUGAGGAGGAGCUGUUCGCGGCCAUCACCGACCACAACGUCUCCUACCCCAAGAGCCUCUCCAAGGAGUCAAAGGAGUGCUGCAAGGGAUUCCUGACCAAGCAGCCCCUGAAGCGUUUGGGGUGCGGCGCAAAGGGCGAGGAGGACGUACGAACACACCCAUUCUUCCGGCGGAUCGACUGGGAGAAGCUCGAAAACAGGGAGGUCCAGCCACCCUUCAAGCCCAAGAUCGGCAAUCCGCGGCUGGGCGAAAACUUUGACCCCGUGUUCCGUAACGCCCGCCUGGAGUUCUCCCCGACGGACAAGAAGAUUAUGGAGCACCUGGACCCUGACGCCUUCCACGCCUUCACCUACACCAACCCGUUCUACAUCCCGGACUGCGGAGAAAGACGCUUCCACAAUGAGGACUAGAUGGGCCGCG